Messenger RNA from Iphiclides podalirius (scarce swallowtail), 582 nucleotides. The record is from the annotation of a GenBank genome assembly. NCBI's taxonomy places the organism in Eukaryota, Metazoa, Arthropoda, Insecta, Lepidoptera, Papilionidae.
AUGACCCCCUUUCUUUCCGUGUUCAUGGUGGUGGUGAUGGUGUUCAUGAUGUCCGCCUUCGUCGUGGUGUCCCUUGUGAUCGUGAUGAUGACCACCCUUUUCAUGAUGACCCUUCUCUCCGUGGUGGUGUUCAUGAUGACCAUCGUGCUUGUGGCCUUUGUGGAAAUGACCGCCCUUCUUGUGACCAUGCUCAUGAUGAUGUCCACCAUGUCCCUCUUCGUAACCGGAUUCGCCGUGCUUGUGGUGGAAGUGUUUGUCCUUCUUGAAUUCGUCAACUUUGUGGACGCCGUGGUGACCCUUGGUAGAGUGACCUUUAUGGUAAUGUCCCUUUUCUUCAAAACCAUGUCCCUUCUCCCCUUUUUCGCCAUGAUGGUGUUCAUCAUGAUGGCCUUCGUCGUGAUGAUGAUGUUUCUUGUGGCCGCCGUGAUCAUCGUGAUGUCCCUUGUGAUCUUCGUGAUGGUGGUGACCCUUUUUGCCGUGCUCGUGGUGAUGAUGCCCCUUAUAUCCCUUGUGGCCCUUACCGCCGUGCUCAUGAUGGUGAUGUGCGUGGUGUUCCUUGCCACCGCCCUUCUCAUGCUUGUG